UUCGCGCUCUCCCCGCCAGACGAGUUCCGACUCUACGCUCGGCCGGACGUGACGUAACGCGCGCAGCGUGGAGAGCGUAGAGAACGUCGUCGUCGUCGUUCUAGUCGUCGUCAACGUUUGCCGUCGCCGUUGCCACACCAGUCAACCCUUUUUCUCUCGCACCGCACGCCGAAAACAGCUGUGUGUGUGCGUAGGGUUGCGUCAAGUGACAAACCGUCUAUACUUCGUGACCAGCAACUUAGUUGCUCGAUGAGGUUCCCUCGCCGCGAAACUGAUUGAGAAGUGCGUCCGAGAGAAAAAAAAGGCAACGGAAGAGUUACCGUUUGGUUUAUUCGCCGCGUCGUAGAACUGCGCCGUUGUUCCGUCUAGACGCGCCGCACGCAAGGGCCGCGUGCGCUCGCACGCCACUCUGCGAUCGUGUUGACAUUUUCGAACGGACGGGACGAGAAGACAAGGCAGCAUCGUCGCGAACGGAAAGUGCAAGUGUCCGGGAAGAACGAGUCGAAUUAAUUCGAGACGUGGCGAGGAACGAAAGAAUUUUGUGAGUGACACGGAUAGAUACCGCGCACAGAAGGGUUGCAGUUUUGUUUUGUGGUUCACUGGAGGAUCGUCGAGGGUUCUCAGGGAUCACGUGCGGAUCGUUUCGAUGCGUACGACCGCGUCGCAGUGAGUAACAAGCGUUUUGAGGAGAGAGAUUUCGUUUGAAUCGUUCGUCGGGAUUGUGAUGGUUGACUCGAGGUCGAACUCGUGACGAUAGAGAUUGUUCGAAGGUAAGCAGUGCAACGCCGUACGGGGUACGAGGGAAAGUUUAAACUUUUGUGAGUGAAAGACAGACACGCGGAGGGACAGAAAGAAAUAGAGAUCUCUGGCAGAAGGCAAAUGCCCGAGGACAUCAAGCAGCGAGAACCCAGUCGCGCGACGAUGUAAGGUUAUGACGCGAGGGAAGAGACUCACCGCGAUCUUGCAGACGUCGCGAUAAAGCGGAAUCGCGAUAUGCAGUAGCUGUUCGAUUCUGGAUCCAGGGACAGCCGCCUUCAAACGACUCGAUUGAACAAAUAUACACACGUACAUAUAUAACUGUCCGAGUGAUGCGAUGUUCACGAGACAUUUAGCGUCACCGAUUGAUCCACGGUAGGCCGCGAUCGCUCUCGCAGCAUCGAUCCCAGGGGCGCGUGCAACCAGCACGUUUUCAAUCACGCGACCGUCUCACCUGUCUGACGUUUUUUCCCCCGUCGUCGAUUGAACGAAAGGCCGGCGUGUGUAACGUCGCGAGAACUACCCGCUUUCGGUGCCGCCGCCGCGGAAGACUGAUCCCUUCACGGGUCACGUGACCGGACCUGCCGGAAAAGAGAGUUCGCCACGGCGAAACCGGAACGCGGCGAAGAUGCUGACUAUGUCGACACUGAUGAUGCCCACGACGAUGACCACCAUGACGAACCCGGGCCCCAUACCGGCCCACAGCGUGCCGCAGAAGAUAGAACCGCCUAAGCUGACCGCAGCGGCCACGCUCACCCAUACCGCGACACCCGCCAACAAAUCAGAACACUACCACAUAUUUGUAGGAGAUCUAAGCCCGGAGAUCGAGACGCAGACCUUGAGGGAAGCCUUCGCUCCCUUCGGCGAAAUCUCGGAUUGCAGAGUCGUCAGAGAUCCACAGACACUCAAAUCCAAAGGAUAUGGGUUUGUUUCUUUCGUUAAAAAAGUGGAAGCGGAAAGUGCUAUCGGUGCCAUGAACGGACAAUGGCUCGGUAGCAGAAGCAUUCGAACGAAUUGGGCGACCCGCAAACCUCCUGCACCAAAAUCUGAAGCGAAUGCAAAGCCGCUGACUUUCGACGAAGUAUACAAUCAGAGUAGUCCAACAAAUUGCACGGUAUACUGUGGUGGACUAACUAAUGGUCUGACAGAAGAACUGAUGCAAAAGACUUUCUCACCUUUUGGAUCCAUCCAAGAGAUACGUGUAUUUAAGGACAAGGGUUACGCUUUCAUCAGGUUUUCUACGAAGGAAUCGGCAACACACGCUAUUGUGGCAGUGCACAACACUGACAUCAAUGGUCAAACAGUGAAAUGCAGUUGGGGAAAGGAGAGCGGAGACCCGAACAAUGCUCAACAAACUGGACAGGCGUUAUCGUCGGCGACGUACCCAUACUACGCGGCGGCAGCUGCUGCCGCCGCGGCGGCGGCGGGUGUCGCGGGUGUCGGAGGCGUCGGUGGCGUCGGCGGUACUGGACAGCUUGGAUACUGGUAUCCGCCCCAAUCUUAUCCCACGACAGCGACGCAGAUGCAGGCCGGUGGUUUCCUGCAGGGAAUGCAGGGAUACACUUAUGGACAGUUCGCCGGCUAUCAACAGGCGCAAUACAUGGGAAUGGGAAUGGGUGUCCACGCUGCUGGCACGGCAGCAGGUUGGGGCCAGGGAUUACCUGGGGGACCACAGUUACCGCCACACCACGCCACGACGGUCACGGCACCCCCAGGGGUACAAGCCGCACCUCCCCCACCACCACCACCGGCACAAAUGAUGGCCUACCCGAUGCAACAGUUCCAGGCACAGUGAUCGCUACACCUAUCAUCGCACGGUCUGGCUUAUCCUUACUUUCGAAUAUCUAUUUACAUCAAGAAAACUGCAUCUACGACCUGGCUCAACCUCGAAUUGAAGCAGCGAAUUGUCGUUGGAGUGCGUGUUUUUAAAAUGGGUACCAUCAUUCCGUACGAAAUGCAACUAAACGGAAGAGAAAAAUGUGCAGGGAACAAACGCAGAAAGAACGAACGAGAAUCUUUUUAUGUAGAUUUCCCCGUCGCCGGUAUUUCCGUUUCGAUUGCCCUGAGCCAUUAACCGUUUAAAUCCACAAGAAAGGUUAACUGAUUGAACACCACGAUCGCAUGAUUCAUAAGAUAUUUACAUGACACUGACAAUUUUCCUUCGCGCGUUCUCAUUAGUCAAGGCCAGACAAACACAGUUCGUGAAAUAAUAUCUCCGUUAAUUGUUCACACUUUCACAACUUCCGGGAACAAUUGAGGUUGAGUCACGGUAAAGGUAGAUUCAGAUCGAUUAGUCUCCUCGUGUAUAGAAUGUGAAGACAUGGAACGAAAGAUAUAGUGUGAGAAUAUGUGAGAGAGAAAGUGAGAAAGUCAGAGAAAAGAGAAGAUCAAAUGGCUUUAUAACUAAAGAGAGCUAGAGAUUGCGUGCGUAUGAGAGACGAGAGGAAGAUAACGAAAGAAUGAAGAAAGAAAGCUAGACAGAGAGAAAGAAGGAGAGGCAAGAAUGAUCGUGUGAAAGGGAGAGAAAGAGAGAGUUGUUCAGAAUAUUUCUAUUAUUUUCUUAAAAUUCGGACCAAGACUUAACCAGCGUUUGUGUGUUCAAAUGGUAAAGUGUGUUCUUGGUUGCGGUCCAGCUAGCGGAUGAGGACUGGCUGACGCCUAGCCUUCUAGUGUGAUGGUAAACAAGUACACCCCACCAACAGGAACAUCUUCUACAGCAACAACAGUUACUACCACCACCAUUAUCACCACCACCACCACCACCCCCACCACCACCACCACAACAACCAACAACAACCAAAAUAUUUUCAUCACCAUCGAGGGCACCGCGACAGCAAAAGCAACCAAAAUCAUGCCGGUAGCGGCUUGACGAAACAUAAUAUAAGACAGUGAGAGCAAGUUGAUCAGCAAAAAUAGUUAACGACCACUUAGCGAAACGAUGGCGAGGGAAACGGAAGAGGAUGAGAGAAAUGGAAAAGGGAAAGAGUCGAAUGGUCUUAUCUAUAAAUGUUUCUUAAAGCAACAUAAAAAAGAAGAUUAAAAGAAAAAAAAUGACGAAGAAAACGAAGAAAAAAAAAGAAAGUAAGAAAAAGAGAAUACUUCCACGCUCCCCGCAGAUUCUCACGUCCAGUGUAACCGGCAAUCUUUGAAAACGGGAAAGGAUGAAUGAAUGAAUGAAACUGGUACCGUCAUAACAAAUCGGAGGUAUCCUCUCGUCCAGUCUGUAGGAUAAACUGUAGUGUCUCUCUCGGCUUGAAUUAAUAGAUAGCGUUGCCGUCACGGUAGUGACAAAAGCUUCAGUAAUGAAACACGAAUUCCGGGGUACGUGGACCACCAUGUGAUCAUCGAAGACCGUUCGUAGCGCAAACAGUCGAUAUUUUGUGCGUCGCGGCGUUCGCUAACGGCUGAUUACAGCGCGGGCGGAGACACGAAUCGAGACGACGCGUGGGAGCUAAGCUCGUUAUUCACACUUCCCGCCGUUAAAAUCGAGACGGUCGAAAACUUCUGACGUCUCCCGAGGAUUGAGGGGGGAAGCGACGGAACGCUGCUAGGAUACCGACCCGUAACCCGGAUUCAUUAUUUUUGUAGUUUCGGCUUUAAAGAACAAGAGAAAAGAAAGAUGAACAAGCGAAAGACGCAAAAGAGCGGUGAAACGCGUCACUCACUUAAGGAAUGACGGUCGCCGAGGAAGCACGCGCGAUCGCGGUUGUAUAAAUCGAUGAGUACGAGGAGUACGAGAGAAAGAGAGCGAGAGCAUUAUUAAGAAAACAAAACGACAAAAAAAAA
Molecule: messenger RNA, 4542 nt
Organism: Nomia melanderi (Alkali bee)
Lineage: Eukaryota; Metazoa; Arthropoda; Insecta; Hymenoptera; Halictidae
Source: RefSeq, a predicted model, not a curated record